Capsaspora owczarzaki ATCC 30864 is the source of this 816-nucleotide messenger RNA. RefSeq names its product signal sequence receptor beta. The coding region runs from base 79 to 657 and encodes 192 amino acids. The record is from RefSeq and is a predicted model, not a curated record. Lineage: Eukaryota; Filasterea; Ministeriida; Capsasporidae. Gene Ontology annotation, cellular component: endoplasmic reticulum. The transcript has 2 exons.
CCAAAACAAAAAAACAGCAAACCCUCCUCUCCAAAACAGAUUCUUUUGCGGAUUUUUUUCCUUGUGUGUGCAACUACCAUGCGUCAAAGCACUCUUCUGCUCGUUGCCGUCGCCGUGAUGGCAUGCGUUGGCGGCGCGUUUGCCGACUCUGCGUACAUUCUCGCUUCCAAGUCGAUCCUGAACAACUACCUCGUCGAGAACAUGGACAUCACCAUCCAGUACUCCCUCUUCAACAUUGGCGAAGGCGCUGCCUCGUCCAUCCAACUCCUCGACUACUUCCCCCAGGAGGGCUUCAACAUUGUUGCCGGCUCGACCUCGGCCAAGUGGGACCACCUCGCCGCCGGUGCCAACGUGACCCACCUCGUCGUCGUCCGCCCCCUCAGCCACGGCCGCUACAACUUCACCUUCGGCCAGGUCUCCUACCUCGAGACCGCUGAUGCCUCCGACCCCGUCGUUGCCCUGACCAGCGCCCCCGGCGUCCAGCAAAUCUACCCCUUCAACGACUACGACCGCCAGUACGCCUCGCACAUUCUCCAGUGGGCCGUCUUUGCCGUUGCCACCGCUGUCCUCGUCGGCGGCCCUGCCUUCCUCUACCUCGGCUCGCGUGCCAAGUACGUUGCCGUUGCUGCCGAAGAGAAGAACCGCAAGCAGCGCUAAUUUAACCAGAAAAGAUGCAUUUUUGAUUUUGAAAACAAAACAAAAGAAAAAAGGACCACAAAACAAAAAUCGUUGAUGCAGCUUUGCUUUUGCUUUCGCGUUUCCCCCACAACGUCUGUUGCAUCGUACAUUAGCAAAAUACAAAAGAUUAAAAGUUGA